AUGAGCAACGGCACGAUUGACUGGGCGCUUGAUUUGAGAGUCCGGAUCACCACUCUGCUGGACAAUACCAUCACCGGCACCGUGUAUGCGUUUUGCCAAACCACAAAUACCAUCACUCUGAUUGAGGACCCGCCGGCCGAACAGUCCACAACAACAGAUUCCAAUACCAAGCCCCUGAGGCCCAAUUACCGUAUCAUCAAGACCUCGUUUGUGCGCGAUGUCACAACUCUUUCUCGACCCAAGAAGACUACAAUUCCACCGUCAGCUGCGAGCAUUGCACAAGGAACCCCUCAUAGAGACGCGUUCGCGCGGGCUGAACCACCUAUUGGUCCUGUGGCUGUGGCCCAACUCAAUGCAAAGGCCGAAGCCGCAGUGGCAGCUGAGCGCAAGCGCCGGGCUCGAAUUGGCGUUGGAGUGACUAAAGAGGCACAAGCCUUUUUUGAUCUGCUAUCUAAUACCGUUCCCUCUAUUUGGCAUGGAAAGUCUAUCAUAGCCAUGGAGGAGGUUAGGAUUGAUCCUCCAUACACUCCGGAGAGCUGCCUUGCUGACGAUCCCGAUUCAGCAGCUCUGCGAUAUGUCAAGCGUGUUGUUGAGGGAACUCGGGAGAAGCUUGCACAUACGAAUUCACAGAUCAAGGGAGGUUGA
This is a messenger RNA of Magnusiomyces paraingens, 645 nucleotides long. RefSeq lists its product as uncharacterized. The record is from RefSeq and is a predicted model, not a curated record. Lineage: Eukaryota; Fungi; Ascomycota; Dipodascomycetes; Dipodascales; Dipodascaceae. The transcript has 2 exons. The coding region runs from base 1 to 645 and encodes 214 amino acids.